Staurois parvus is the source of this 780-nucleotide messenger RNA. The record is from the annotation of a GenBank genome assembly. Lineage: Eukaryota; Metazoa; Chordata; Amphibia; Anura; Ranidae.
UUUUUGGUAAAGUCUCCAGUACCCUUAUUGUGUUUGUUUUAUUUUUCAGUGAAACGUUUAAGAGAACCUAAGCAUGAGCGACGUCCUUGGAAAAUAUGGUUCCUGGAUACAUCCAAGCAGGCUAUAGGAAUGCUGUUCAUCCACUUUGCGAAUGUCUACUUAUCAGAUCUCACCAGGGAGGAUCCAUGUACCCUGUAUUUAAUAAAUUUCCUUCUUGAUGCCACUCUGGGCAUGCUGCUGAUAUAUGCAGGCGUGAGAGUGGUAAGCUGUGUGGUGGUGGAAUGGAGGCAGUGGGACUCUUUACGCUUUGGAGAAUACGGUGAUCCUAUCCAGUGUAAAGCUUGGGUUGGCCAGUGUGCCCUCUACAUCCUCAUCAUGAUGUUUGAAAAAACUGCAAUAGUUCUAGUCCUGCUUAUACCCAGACUAAAAGAGGUUGCCAUGUUAAAUUUACCAUCUAAUAGCCCUAGACUGGAGCUGGCCAUCGUGAUGCUUAUUGUGCCCUUCUUUGUUAAUGCAUUAAUGUUCUGGGUGGUGGACAAUUUUCUGAUGAAGAAAGGGAAAACAAAAGCCAAGAUGGAAGAGAAGGAAGGAAGUCCAGACUCCCGCAAUGGUAACAAAGUGCGAUACCGACGGGCAGCCUCUUAUGAUGAAUCAGAGUCUGAGAUUCUCAUAUCAGCGGAUGAUGAAAUGGAAGAAUCUGACGGUGAGGAGGAUCUACGUAGGUUAACAAACUCAAAGUCUGUGAAGAAAAAGAAGCACCGCUUUGGCCUACCUGUAUGA